Apis mellifera (honey bee) is the source of this 4229-nucleotide messenger RNA. RefSeq names its product probable beta-hexosaminidase fdl (gene fdl). The coding region runs from base 478 to 2463 and encodes 661 amino acids. The record is from RefSeq and is a predicted model, not a curated record. Gene Ontology annotation, cellular component: membrane. Gene Ontology annotation, molecular function: beta-N-acetylhexosaminidase activity. NCBI's taxonomy places the organism in Eukaryota, Metazoa, Arthropoda, Insecta, Hymenoptera, Apidae. The transcript has 7 exons. Gene Ontology annotation, biological process: ganglioside catabolic process; glycosaminoglycan metabolic process; carbohydrate metabolic process.
GGCGACCGAGUGUCGCGAGUGUAGUUCGUUAGUGUAGCGAGUUGGUUAUCUUUUAGCGUGCGAAGCGUAAUGUAGAGGCGCGGGAGAGGCAAAAGCGUACGGACGCUUUCGAUUCCGUGGGAGAUCUCGUCAGACCUGGCGGACAGAUGCGUGCGAGGCGAAGUACACUUCAGCGGCUUCAGUGUGCCACUGAUUGUGAGUAGAAAAGCUUAGUGAGCGCGCGCGCGCGUGCGAGCGGCAAAUUGUGUGGAUCUUUUUCGUGUUUUUUUCGACAUGGCAGGGAUAUACCGUUAUCCAUGAACGUUUCUCCAUCUCAAUGCCUCCCCUAAAGGUGUACACAUCGAAGGGUAUUCCCUAAACACUGAACUGAGAUCGAUCAAGAGGGGAACCGGUACAUGGAAGUUUCCUCGUAGGGAGAACAACGCGGAUACAACAACCGGAGAAGCGAUCCUGCAGAGCAAGGUUAGAUUCGCAAGGAUGGUGGGCAACAUGUCGAGCGGAUGGAUGAGGAAGAUCCUCCUUUUCCUUGUUCUGAUAACCGGGAUCCUGCUGAUCGCGAUGUACGCUCACGCCCCGCCACUCGCCUCCCUUCAGCCGUUCUCGUCGCGACGACUGAAGGAGUUGCAACGAGGCUUGGUUACAUUCCUGGUCGGUAAUGAAAGCACGAAGAGACCCGGAGAACGGCUCUACGAGUAUCUGGAAGAGCCUAGGACGUUUCAGAGCCCGUGGUCUUGGGUGUGCGUGGCCGGGAGAUGCGAGAGGAGGGCGGUGAGAUCGUCGAGGACCUCGCUGGCAAGUUGCAUCGCGCUCUGCGGCGGAAACACGAGGCUUCUGUGGCCGAGGCCGACCGGAAACGUGCUGCUCGCCGAGGAGAGCGUGAUCGUACACCUGCAGCAAAUCGAAUUCGUCACGGUGAACACCAGCGAUCAAGAGACGAGGAAUCUGUUGGAGCACGCCAAGGACGUCUUCAUCGGCAACAUCAGGAGCUUGAUAAAGACGCCGAGCGCGAAGAGCAGGCCAGGGGUGGACGCGUUCGUGAUAUACUUGUCCGCGGGGAGCGGGGCAGCGACAGGGCCGAGCCUGGACGUGGACGAGUCGUACACCGUCGACCUGGCGGCGAAGGGGAGGGUGUUGGAGGCCCGGGUGGUCGGGAGGAGCUACUUCGGGGCCAGGCACGGGUUGGAGACGCUUGGCCAGAUGAUCUGGUGGGACGAGACGAGCGGCAGGGAGGGCGGGUUGCGGGUGCUGUCCCGCGCCUCGGUCGAGGACAAGCCCACGUUCCCCUACAGGGGACUGCUGAUCGACACGGGGAGGCAGUUCUUCCCCGUCGAGCGUUUGAAACGCGUGAUCGACGGGAUGGCGGCGUCCAAGUUGAACACCUUCCACUGGCACAUAUCCGAUUCCCAGAGCUUCCCCUUCGACUCGGCCCAAUUCCCGGAGAUGGCCAGGUGGGGGGCGUACAGCGGGGACCAGAUCUACACGCCCGACGACGUCAAGGAUCUGGCCGACUACGCGAGGAUACGCGGCGUCCGAGUCCUCGUCGAGAUCGACUCGCCGGCGCACGCUGGCGCCGGCUGGCAAUGGGGGACGGAGUACGGUUACGGGGAGCUGGCACUGUGCGUUGAUCAGCAGCCAUGGUCGUCGUAUUGCGGCGAGCCGAAUUGCGGCCAGUUGAAUCCCAUCAACGAGCACACGUACCGAAUACUCGAGGGCCUGUACAAGGAGCUGCUCGAGCUGACCGGGAUCCGGGACGUGGUCCAUCUCGGCGGGGACGAGGUGAACCUCGACUGUUGGGCCCAGUACGGGAACAUCACGGCCGCGAUGCAGGCCCAGAACAUGACCGACCACCACGCAAUGUGGGCCGAGUUCGAGACCAAGAUGCUGCACAGAUUGGUCAAAGCGAAUCGAGACGAAACGCCCAAGGCCGUGAUCCUGUGGAGCUCCCCCCUCACGAAGAGGCCGUACAUCACCACCUACUUCGACCCCAAGAUUCACGUGAUCCAGUCGUGGGGGGGCAGCAAUUGGCCCGAGACCCCCGACCUCCUCGAGGACGGGUUCAGGGUGAUCCUCUCGCACGUGGACACCUGGUACCUGGACUGCGGGUUCGGCAGGUGGAGGGAGACGGGGGAGGCGGCCUGCGGCGAGUACCGCACCUGGCAGACCGUCUACAACCACAGGCCGUGGCGGGACUACCCCCAGCAGCACUGGGGCCUCGUCCUGGGCGGGGAGGCGGCGAUAUGGAGCGAGCAGACGGGCGACGCGUCGUUGGGCCCCCGACUGUGGCCCAGGGCGUCCGCCCUAGCCGAGAGACUCUGGAGCGACACGCCGACCAACGGUUAUUCCACGGACGAGAACGUGUACACGAGGCUGGCCGCGCACAUGGAGCUUCUGACGAGCCGGGGAUUGAAGACGGAGGCGAUGUGGCCGCAAUGGUGCUCCCAGAACCCGGGCAAAUGUCUCUGACCGUUCGUCACGAUCCCGGCAACGAUGAUCGAGCAGCGGAAUUGUACCGGUGGAUGCGACGAUCUCGUCCCCGCCUCGUUCGUCCUCUCGUCGUGCGUCGAGAUGGUCGUCGUCCGAUAACGAUUUUUCAUCAACCGCUCUCCCGAAUCUUCUCGAGAGAAGAAGUAAUCCUGGAGGGAGAGAUCGAAGGAUUUUCGAAGAUUGGCUUGGUAAAGCAGCACCGAGUGAAAUGGAAGAAAUAGGGAGAAGAAGGGAAUAUCAACGAUAUAGUUGGAGGGGAGGAAAGGAUCGAGAAAUUUUGUAUUGAAAGGGAGAAUCGAAGAAUCUCGAGAGAGAAGGAAAUGAUUUACUUGUACUUGUUGAGAGAGGAACGAAUGUUUUUUUUCUCUUUUUUUAUCCAACCUGUUCAACUUCUUCUUCUCCUGAGGUUUUCUUGCCGAGGAAGAUGACCAGGAGGAAAGCAAAAUGUGCUUUGAGUUUUUCCUUCUCUCGUCCACUCCCCCCUCCAGGUGAAAGAAGAGAGGAAAAAGUAGGGAAAAAGAUAUUUUAUACUUGUACGAGAUAUAUUGUACGCUGCGCACUAUAUAGACAGGUUAGAGAAAGGUCGAAACGAACAAGGUCAAUUGAGGAAUACGCGCGAAUUUUAUAUUUGCGUCGCGCCCGACCUCGCCAUACACACUUUUCGUUCAAAGUGCCUUUCCAAUUUGUAAUUUCUACUCGUCGUGGGAGUGGAAACGACUCCGUUUUACACCGUGAAAACAACACCGAAUGAAACGCGUUCCUAGGGAUCCAAGGAUCUCGAUCGAGGCGGGAAAGAAUCGUCGAGAUCGUCGUAGCAGAUUUGACGCGGCGCAGCGGGACAAGCAAAUUUGUGGAUUCGUUCGUCGACAUCUGCCUCGACGGUUGGUCCGACCCCCCAGCCCUCCCCCCCACUCUUAUUGCACUUUUGAAAAAAUUGUGUCGAAAUUUUGCUCGAGCGAUAUUUCAAUAUUUUAAUUUUUUUUUUUUGGAAUGGAAAAAUGAUGAUCGAUCGUCAUUCUGUUCAUCUUCUUGUCAUAUUCCGAAGAAAAGUGUAUUUAAUAUGUCGACAUAUAUUAUAUUAUGUGUAAUGUUAUCGGCAGAAAUUUUUUCUCGCGUCGUUUCGUCGUGAAUGGAUGAAUUUCGAAAACGACGAUUAACAAGAAGAAGAUGAUUCUUUCUUUUCGAAAGACUGUUAUACCGAUACGAUACUUCCACCGAGGGAAAAGAGAAAGAUGGAGGAAAGAAAAAAAAAAAAAUACGAAACAUUCCAAAAAAAAAAUAGGCAAAAGUAACUAAUAAGAAAGAAGAGACCUGUGUAACCGAUUGAUCGAUUUUGAACGGAACGCGGGAAAAAGGAUUCCAAUCCUUCAUGUCGAAUUUUCCCCGAAUCAAGGAAAAUUGGAAGUAUUAGUUUUUUCGUAACGCGACAUAGCGAAACGUGGCCGUCAGAUGCGUGAAAAUGACGCCAUUCCGCGUAGGCUUCCCUCUUUGAAACUGCCAGUUCUAGGUCCUACAUAGAACUUGCUAUAAAAUUUGAAAAAAGAGAAAAAAAGAAAAAAAAAAAAAGAAAGAAAGAAAAAACGCGAGAAGAGCGUGUGUUCUCCGCGAAGAGCGUUGUUAUAAAAAAUUAAAAAACGAAAUAGAGGUGUGCGGGAGCAUAUGUUCAAGGAAUUCCAGUUCUUUGGCAGCACACGCAUCAUAUCCCUCGAAGCCAAAGAGAUCAUUGAAGAAAAGAAAAAGAAAAA